Molecule: messenger RNA, 1149 nt
Organism: Sphaerulina musiva SO2202
Lineage: Eukaryota; Fungi; Ascomycota; Dothideomycetes; Mycosphaerellales; Mycosphaerellaceae
Product: terpenoid synthase
Exons: 4
Coding region: 1-1149 (382 amino acids)
Biological process (GO): isoprenoid biosynthetic process
Molecular function (GO): prenyltransferase activity
Source: RefSeq, a predicted model, not a curated record
AUGUGCGGAGCUUUGGAACUAUCUCGAGAAAGCCACAAAAACUCCGAUACUGACAGCUUUGAAGCCGAGCAUAAUCUAUCGCAGUCCAUCGACCAUAAACUGUCCCAUCAAUGGGAAGAAUGCAACGAGAAGGCGCCACCUUACGACUACGUGGCUUCCAUGCCAGGCAAGGAGAUUCGUCGACAGCUGCUGAAUGCUCUCAAUCACUGGUUCCAAGUAGACGAAAUAUCUAGCAACAUCAUAGCCGAGACAGUCACCAUGAUGCAUAACGCCUCACUACUCAUCGACGACAUCCAAGACAACUCCCAACUCCGCCGCGGUUUCCCCUCCGCUCAUCAAGUCUACGGUGUCGCCCAAACCAUCAACUCCGCCAACUACGUCUACUUUCAAGCCCAACAACACCUCCUCCAACACCUUCCCAAAGGAGGAGGAGUAGAAGAAGCCGCCAUCAUCAGAAUCUUCAACGAAGAAAUGCUAAAUCUCCAUCGAGGUCAAGGGAUGGAGUUGUAUUGGCGCGAUACGAUGCAAUUGCCACCUUCAGAGGCGGAAUAUCUCCAAAUGGUUUCGAAUAAGACUGGAGGGUUGUUUCGGUUAAUUUUACGAUUGUUGAGGGUAAUGAGUCCCGUGGAACAUGUAAUGGCGGUGAAUGUGGAUGUGAUUUCGAAGGUAGUGGAUGUCAUGGGGUUACAAUUUCAAAUUCUAGAUGAUUUGAAGAAUAUUUGCGAUGAGAAGAUGGCAAAACAAAAAGGUUUCUUCGACGACCUAACAGAAGGCAAAUUCUCCUAUCCAAUCGCACACGCAAUUUGGAAAGAAAAGAAUCAUAAUACUCCCCCAAGUCCCGAAAAUUCAAGCUCCGAAAGAAAACACCUCCUCAUCGAAUUUCUCGCAAUGAGAACACAAGACAACACAAUCAAAAUCGAAGCAAUCCAAUGUCUGCAACGCGCUGGAAGUCUAAAUCAUACAAAGCAGGUUUUGAAAACUCUGGAUCAGCGUGCGAGAUUUUUGAUGGGAGAGGUUGGUGUGAAGAAUCCUCUGCUUGAAAAGGUGUUGGAUCAGCUUGUGGAUGGUUUGGGAAGGAUGGAUGUAGGGAGUCAGUUGUCUGUGGAGGAGGGGGGCAGACUCACAUCUCUAAAGCAGGAGUCUAGCUAG